AUGGAUAAAUUAUGGAUGCAUGCUGAUAGAAGAUCACAAACCUUUGAGCUAGGUGUUGAAGAAAUGCUUAUGUUUGCAUUAGAGAAUGGUUGUGAUCAUGGGGAAAAAUCAGAAAGUGAAUGGCAUUUUGAAACUGUAGAGAAGGAACAGAAUGACAUAGGUAUAGGGGGGUCUGAUGAUGAAGAGUUUUCAGAAGACUCUAAUGAGUUUUUAAGGUUUGUCGAAGAUGGCGAUAAACCUCUUUACCCUGGUUGUACCCGUUUUACCAAGUUGAAUGGACUUGUUAAAACUUAUAAUCUGAAAGCAAAGCAUGGGUUGAGUGAUGCUUGCUAUUCAGACAUGUUAAUACUGAUUGGAAUCUUGCUUCCAGAAGGUAAUGAAGUACCAGGUUCUUUUUAUGAGGCCAAAAAGACGUUGUGUGCGUUAGGGAUGGAUUACCAAAAGAUACAUGCUUGCCCUAAUGACUGCAUAUUAUAUAGGGAUAAUCAUAUGGAUGCGGUUUCGGAAGAUGUUUCAGUCGACACAACAGCUAAAGCUUUGACUUGGCAUGCUGAUGAGCGAGUGAAGGAUGAUAAAAUGAGGCAUUCAGCUGAUUCCCCUAGUUGGAAGUUAGUGGAUGAUAAGUGGCCUGCUUUUAGGUCAGAGCCUAGGAAUCUAAGGCUAGCGCUAUCCUCUGACGGUUUCAAUCCCCACAGUUCUCUUUCUAGUAGAUACUCUUGCUGGCCUAUCAUAUUAGUGAGCUACAAUCUUCCUCCAUGGCUUUGCAUGAAGAGGAAGUAUAUGAUGCUCACUUUGUUAAUCUCGGGACCUAAACAACCUGGAAAUGACAUUGAUGUCUACCUCCAGCCAUUGAUAGAUGAUUUGAAGAUUUUGUGGGAUGGGGUUGAAGAGGUAUAUGACUGUUAUAGGAAAGAGUACUUUAAACUGAGAGCAGUACUCUUUUGGACGAUCAAUGACUUCCCUACUUAUGGGAACCUGUCAGGCAACAUUAUGAAAGGAUACAAUGCGUGUCCUAUUUGUCUUGAGCAUACCAAACCUCAUAGGCUGGGUCAUGGUAAGAAGAUGUCGUAUCAGCGGCAUCGAAGAUUCUUACCACAUCACCAUCCUUAUCGAAGACAGGCAACAACUUUUGAUAACACUGAAGAAGUUGACCCCGCUCCUGUUCCAUUAAGUGGAGAGGAUGUGUUGAAAAGAGUAGAAGGUUUAACCAGACCUUUUGGUAAAAACCACACUCAUCCUCCAUAUAAGGGUGUUGAAGAUCAGAACAGACCUUGCUGGAAGAAGAAAUCAUUUUUUUUCCAACUUGAGUACUAG
Messenger RNA from Rosa chinensis, 1314 nucleotides. RefSeq lists its product as uncharacterized. The record is from RefSeq and is a predicted model, not a curated record. The transcript has 3 exons. NCBI's taxonomy places the organism in Eukaryota, Viridiplantae, Streptophyta, Magnoliopsida, Rosales, Rosaceae. The coding region runs from base 1 to 1314 and encodes 437 amino acids.